Molecule: messenger RNA, 3083 nt
Organism: Sitodiplosis mosellana (orange wheat blossom midge)
Lineage: Eukaryota; Metazoa; Arthropoda; Insecta; Diptera; Cecidomyiidae
Exons: 5
Coding region: 887-2668 (593 amino acids)
Source: RefSeq, a predicted model, not a curated record
CCGAUUGAUCGAUUUCACCAUUACUGUGAGUAUUGUUGAACGCCAUUUUCGUUGAAUUGCGACUUACUCUUCGACUUGUCUCGAAUAUGCACAAAGUACGAUACGCAAAAUAGUAAAUCGCGGUAAACGGAAAUUGUUCUCAAUUUAUUUUAAGCCACAGUCGGUUUCAAUGAUUGCAAUAUAAACUUUGAAUUGUUUGCGUUAGAUUACGAUGUAAUAAAGCAAAAUAAAUUCACACGAAAAUUUGUUUUCAAAUAUUUUCCAGUCCCUUACGACGCCAAGGAACAAGUGCUAAAAUGAGUGAAGCCGAUGUCACUUUGUAUUGCAUGAAUGUUAUUAGAAAGACACUAGACCUGUCAUUCCGAUUGUUCAAAAUGACAUUCGCAUACUAAUGAAGCAUUAUUUGGCGCGCAUAUUGAAAAAUAAGACAGCGCGCGCGAACUGACAGCAUUGAGUCAUUGGAUGAUAAUUUGGUUAAAUAAAUGAAAAUAAAUAAGGUAUGAAAACCAAUUGGUUUUUCCAUUCCUAUCCUAUUCUCAAAUGUAUGCAUUCACAAUCACAAUUUGUACCGAGCAUAAAUUCCAAAGAUCAUUGGUUUGUGUGUCAAUGUAAACUUAUCCAAACGUGAUAUGAUUAAGCGACACACACACAUACAACGACAUUGUGUCAAGAAACCAAUAUUCUCUCUUUUCGCUUGCAUAUUUUCAUUCUUUAGUCAGCUGUCCACAUAUACGGUCGUUUGUACCCAGUAAGAAUAUAGAACUACGCAACAAAUAACAGUUGAAACAGUGAAUUGAAUGUAAAAAAAGUUUUAAAAAAAUUGUCCAGAAAAAGUGGUUGUUGUUUGCAUUGUGAUACCGAAAAAAUUGUUGGCGAACAGUGCACAAUGGGCAUCAGAGGAUUGAUGGGAUUUAUCACGAAGAACAAUUCAAACAUUGUCCAAGAAAUUGAUAUUCGCAAUGAAAUUGCGCAAUGGCGAAGUGACCAUGGCAAGGAACCUACGAUCGUAAUCGACGUCAGAUAUUUGAACACAGUUGUACGAGAGCUCGAUGAAGGAAGUUUAAUUUUGGGCGGGCGAUUUCAAAAAUACAAUGAAAUCGUUGAAUAUUUCCUGGGCGAGCUGAAGAAGUGCGGCGUAAAUUUGAAAUUUUUCGCAAGAUUAGCUGAAGGUCGUUUCAAGCAUGUGGAGCAUUUUGAUUCAAACAUCAAUGCAUUCGAUUGCAUGAAGCGAUACGGGAAUUUACGCAAUUUCUCAAACACCAAUCGAACUGUUCGACCCAAUGAAAGAUUUUGGUACAAUUUGUUGCGUUUAUGUGCCAAAUACGGUCAAGUGGAAGCUCACUUCUGGCGUCAUUGGUGGCAUGUUAAGGAUUACAUCAAAGUUCAUCAACGCGAUGUGUUGGCCAUUAUGACAUCGGAAACAAGGUUUUUGACGCUUGACUUGGACUUUGAAUAUUGGAGCCUCACAAAUGUUCAGCUUUCCACUUUGAGAAUCAUGAAAAUUUGUCGCAAAACAUUGUAUGAUGUGCUUGGUUUGAGCCCGAUCCAAAUGCAAUUACUGUCAACACUGUCGAAUCUUAAAAAUAUCGACACACCGGUGCAACACUUUUUAAACAACCUAGAAGGUGGUGCCCAUUCAAUUUUAAGAUUGUCUACGUACAUCAAGAAGCAAGAAAUUAAGACAGGUGGCUUCGAUUUGAAGAAGAUCGCUUCUGAUAUCUACGGGGACAGUCUAACUACGGAAUUACUUAAGAAUAUUGAACAAAACUUCAAAACUAAUUCCGACAACAAUGACUUAGUUGCAGAGGUGCAACACAAAUACGAACGGCAUGCCGUAAAGUUGGCCAAUGAAGAUGCCGAAUUCGAAACGUUCUUCAAAUUUUGCAGCAAUGAAAUUUUUUUCGCAUACAAGCUCAUGCUUGAAUAUUCGUCGAUUCCCAAAGAUCUGUUAUACAUAGAUGUGCGGCAAUCAGACACCGGCCCGUUCAUCGAUUUAAUGGUUGAAGUCACUCUCAAACUAUGCGGCAUCGCAUUCAAAGACAUAGCACUUGAUAAACGACCCAAAACCCGUGUUAUCAAAAUUCAACGAGUAUUUAACGAAGAGAUUGCUGAAAUCGAAGAGGAUAUCAUCUAUCCCGCAUUGGCUUUGCCAACUCUCAACGAUUUGAUCAUCGAGGAAGAUAACCAACAAUUUGCCGAGCCGCGUUGGUCUCUGUUGCAAUGGUUGUUGGAUUUGGACGGCAAAGACAUUACAUCGAUCAAGAAAGCAUGUGAUUCAAAGUACAUCCGAAUUGUUCUGAUCACGCUGAAAUUCUUGCUAUCGCACGCCAUCAUUUCAACGCAUGAAGCUGAUAUUCUCAUGUUGACCGAAUCAGAUGGCCGCAGUAAAAAUAAUGUUUAUGUGCCAAAAAGCUUUCGGCCGCCACCUCCGAUGCCAAACUGGCGCCAUCCGGAAUACGUCGCUAUGUCAUGGGUUCAGACCGCUCAUAAAUACACCAUUGCUUUUGACCUGGUUCGCCACUGUCUGGAACUGUGUGGCUUACGUAGAGAAACGGAUUCCAUCCAAUUUGACGCUUUUGAAUUUCACGCCAACAUGCAUCAAUCGGAAAAUGACAACAGACAAAUCCAACGGAUGAUGACUCGAAUGAAGAACAUUCGCUUGUGGUGAAUUUGAGAAAAAAAUUCUGGAUUUUUAUGCAAAUUCAUACAAACCAAACAAAUCGCCAAAUGAAUACGAUUUGCAAAACAUCUUUUUUUCGAUGGCCUGCAUUAGAACCAAAAACAUUAACUCAACUUUGAAUUGCAUUCGACGCUAUCGUUAGGAUGAUGAAAUCAUUCCAAUUUUCAUAUAUAUAAACACAAUUUUCAUUUGAAAAUAAAUCGUUCAUAGGUGUAAAAUUCAUUCAUUUGUCAUGUAAAAUCAAAAUAACAUACAAAUACAUUGAAAUACACAACAAUUUGAUGUAAAUUGAUGAGAGAAGUCAUCAUAAAUGAUACAAAUUUGAGGUUAUAAUACAAACAAUAUCAAUAAAACACAGUGUUGACAGAAUCAGUCAAUGACAGAUUGAUUUGCAUAUCGGCAA